Molecule: messenger RNA, 2782 nt
Organism: Caenorhabditis angaria
Lineage: Eukaryota; Metazoa; Nematoda; Chromadorea; Rhabditida; Rhabditidae
Source: the annotation of a GenBank genome assembly
AUGUUGUGCUCACAUCAACAAAAUAAAUGGAAAGAGAAAAUUAAGGUUUGAUUACUUUUUGAAUUAAAAUAUCUAAAACUUCGUUUUAUCUGAUUUUUUAAUGAAAAAAUAAUAAUUUUUCGAUGUAAAAAAUUUAAAAAAACAUUGUUGCGGUUGUGAAAUUUUUGGAUGAGUGGGCAAUGAAAAAUCGAGUUUCAAAUCGAUAAAAUCUGAGAUUUGUUAGCUUUUGUUAGCCAAGUUUAUUUUCUCUAGAUAUCGAUUUAUUUCAUUAUUAUUUUUGAAUAAAAAUGGCGAUUCUACAGGUAAUUUUGAUAGUUUUUCAAAAAUUCCAAAUUUUUCAGUAUUGUCAAAUGAGAUUUUUUUUAAAUUGAAAGAUAGCUGAAUUCAUGAUAAUUUCUAAAAAAAAUAACAGAUUUUUUUAGAAACACAUUCGACAAAUUCGACAAUGCGCCUCAAAAUCAACUAUCGAAAAUAGAUCAAAUUGUUAUGUUUUAUUAUUUUUAUCCCUAUUAAUUUUAUAUUUUUUCUACAAAGUUCAAUACAAAACGGGAAUCGAUUUGAUUCCAAUUUUUCCGAUUGAUGAUAGUGGAUUUGAGUGAGUUCUGAGGGUAUUUGGUGGUGUUUUGGGGAGAAAACAUUUUUUUAAAUAAAAAAAACUUUUUACACAAAAUUUAGGUACAAAACAUUUUGAAAUUAAAAAUCAAACUUUUUUGAAUCUCUUGAUUUGAUGCUUUUGUGAAUUUUCUGAUUCACAGGAGUCUAAAUAUUCUAAAAACUCAGCAUUUAGAUCACAAAUAUUUAAAAAGAUUAUUUAGUUUGAUUCAAAAUUCUAGGAAAGUUAUGUUCAUUGUUGAUUAUUCAUUCAAAUGGUUUUUUUUUAAAUCAGUCCCCCUUUUCUCAAUAAUUUCCACCUCGAAAAAUCCAAUGUUUUUCAGACUUUACAACGAACAACUUCUGAAAAAUGUGAGAUUAUCCGAAUCGGCAAAACAACAACCAAAAUCCGGCAAACUUUUAUGUUGGGCGAUGACAACAUCGAUUUACCAUAAAACUAGGGUAUUUAGAUAUCUUGCCCCCAAAAUCUUUUUUAUUUCUUUUUAAUUGUUUUUUAGGUUCCGGCUAUCUCAGAAACAUGGUUGAAACGAUGUGAUGCUGGUCAUAUUUUCACAAAUUCCGAAAGAUUUUUGAAUGAUUCAACGCCUUCUCACACAGUUUUUGAGGGACUUCCAGAAAGUUAUUAUAAACUUUUUUGGAAGACAAGGCUAGCACUUUUAUAUGUUUAUAAAUAUGUGUCGAAGGAUUUUGAUUGGUAUUUUAAAGGGGAUGAUGAUACGUAUUUGAUUGUUGAAAAUUUACAAAAAUAUUUGGCAACUUUGGAUCCAAGAAAACCAUAUUUUAUUGGAUAUCGAUUGAGUAGAAGAACGGUAAUUUUGGAAGGGAAAAAAUGACAGAAAGACCCUUAAAAUAUGGGAUUUUCUAGGAAAAAAGUGUUAUUUUGCUAUAUCUCAUAGGAGUUUCUUUGUUUUUCUGUAGAUCAAACAUUCAAGGUGAAAAUUGAUUUUUUCGAGAAAAUAAAUUAUUCCAAGGUCUAUAUUUUUUGAAUGUGAAACAAUAAAGAUUUUCUGUAGAUCCUAUCUUCUCGCUUCAAAAUCUGAAGUUACCUGGACGAGAACUAGACAUUUUUUAGAAAAUAAAUUUAUUGCGUCACAUAAAUGAGAACUUUUGGUCCAAAAUUGAAUAUUUGAAUCUGACAUCAUUAACAAAAUCUGUCGAGAACCAUAAAAAUUCAAUUUUCACAAGUCAUAUUUUCAAAAAUGCAUUGUUUUAUUUGCAGAGCACUGGCUACAAUGCGGGUGGAAGUGGAUAUGUGAUGAGUAGAGAGGCAAUGCGAAUAUUUUCCGAAAAACUAUUCCACGACAAAAUUGCCUGUCCUUAUCAUGAAUGGGAGGAUUUUGCGAUUGCCAGGUAAUUAGUUCAUUUUUUAUUUUAAAAAAAUGCCCAAAUUAAUAGAUGUUUGGCAUCGGUUGGGAUUUUACCACUAGAUUCUCGAGAUGAACAAGGUCGACAGCGAUUUUUGCCGUGGAGGCCUGAACAACAUUUCUAUGCUGAUUUGACUAAAUCGUUUCAGAUGGAUCCUAUUAAAGUUUGGGUGAGUCAGUGAUUGGAAGUUUCUGGGAAUCGAAGUUUUAUGAUUUUUAGGCCUGAUGAGCUUUUUUGAAGUUACUCAUUUUGAUCACGAUCAUUUAUUCUUAAAUGUGUCAAAUUGUAAUUUUCAAAAAUCAGGUUUCACUCGAUAUAUUAAUAAUAUUUAUUCAAUUUAUCUAUUCCUCAUCUCGAUAUUGAAAAAUCAAUUAAUUUCAAUAAUUUCAAUCAAAUAUUAUUUAGAUAUAAAUCUAUUUUAUUUCCAGGGUCAAUGAACCUAACUUCAAUAUUCAGCCCAAAAAAGCAGAAAAAAUAUAUAAAAACAUCUCAAAACUAGUUUCCAACUGAUUAUCUGCCAAAAACAUCCGUUUCAAGAAUAACCUAAUUAAUUAAUUAAAUUAUGAUGAUUUUUCAGGGUCCAUCAAUCUACCACGAGAAUCUAAUAAGUAUGCAUCAUUUAUAUCCCGAUGAAAUUCGAUUUAUUGACGGGUUACUGUACUCUAUAGCCAAAGGAAUAUGGAUCAAUAAUUCCGAAACCUCAAAUUCCUAUAUAACCUCAAAUGAAACGUCACCGAUUCAUUUGAGUAGUACGGUAGCCACAUCAAUGGAUGAUACAUUACCACCACCGACAAUUCGGAUAUAG